UUGUUUACAGGUCGCUCCCCUCCGGGUCUUGCCAAGACGCCACUGUCGGCAUUGGGCUUAAAACCCCACAACCCGGCCGAUCUCCAGCUCAAUCAAACCGGCUCAGAUGACGAGCGCAUUCCGGACGAAGACGCACCCCGAAGUUACGUGGAGUCCGUUGCGAGGUCAGCCGUCGCGGGCGAAGAGCAAUCCGCCGCGGCCCGGAGCCUUCCAGAGCCACAGAGAAGUCCGAGUCCCGUUUCCCGUGCCCUCAACUCGCCACUGUCCGGCAGCAGCCCCGUCCACAGCUCACGGGGAAAGCAACUGGCGGCGUGUCUGUCUGAUGACAAAAGGGCCAUCUUUCAAUUGGCUUCCAGCGAUCCGGCCUCAGCAGAGAGCGACUCGAGCACUCCGUCCCAAGCCGCGACCGAUUCCAGUCUGCACGCGCAGGCGGCAGUGAGCGCGUACUCCACUCCAACGGCCUCAUACCAAGUGUCCGCUUCCCCCGAUUCCGCUGGUCUCGAUUCCCUUUCUGCGACGUGCUCCUACCUCGGCAUCGCCACUCCAACACCGUCCGGGCGUGGGCCAGGCACCCAAACGAGGAGCAGUGCAGUCUCCUGCCCGGAGGCCUCCAAGACUGCGGUGGGCCCUGGAAGUCAGCGGGCUUGUGUCCUGACCUCCACUGACGGCGCCGCGUUGGACAAGCACCCGGGCGCUUAUCAGGAGUGCCACAUCAUGGCUCAGAAAGUCUCAGGGGUGAACGGCUUUGAGACAGGCGGACCGGAGUUCAGUGGCAGUCCCGUCCUCGGACGCCAUCAGUCUCAGGGUAGUCAGAGCGGUCAAGUACUCGUCCGACAGGCCUCGACGGGGCAGCAGUCUCAAGGGAGCCCGAUUCUCGGCAGACAACCGUCCUUGGGACAAGCCGUGCCAAGCAGUCCCGUGCUCAGCAGGCAUCCGUCUGUUUCCCAAUCGCACGGCAGUCCCGUGCUGGGCCGUCACCCGUCGGUGUCGCAACGGAGCCCCGGUUUAGACCGCCACGCCACGCACAGCGGCUACACCACGCCGGACGAGCGGCACGGCAACCUGUCCAGGCAGAGCAGUUCCUCGGGCUGCCAGGGACCGCCGACCCCCUCCUUCCCCGUUUGCCCCGCACUGUACCAGGACACGGGAAUGACGGCCGUGGGCGCGGGAUUCUUCCGACAGGGAAGCGCGACGCCGACUUUUCAACCUCAGCUUCCGGAAAAGAGGCGCAUGUCGAGUGGCGACAGACCAAACGCGACGCCCUCUUACGGCUCCUUGAACGGAAAGGUCGUGUCACCGGCGAGCCCGGGAAGCAAUCCCGGCUACUUCCACACCCUCUCGGAUUUUUCGCGCUUCAACAUGGCCGAUGGCGGUCCCGAGAGCAGGCUGAACGUCAAGUUUGUCCAAGAUACGUCAAAGUUCUGGUACAAGCCUGACAUAUCCAGAGAACAAGCGAUCGGCGUGCUGAGAGAACGCGAACCCGGGGCCUUUGUCAUCCGGGAUAGCCACUCCUUCAAGGGGGCUUAUGGCCUGGCCAUGAAGGUGGCCUCUCCCCCGCCAUCGGCGCACCCCAACAAGAAAGGCGACAUCACCAACGAGCUGGUGCGGCACUUCCUGAUUGAGAGCAGCCCGAAAGGAGUCAAACUCAAGGGUUGUCCCAAUGAGCCGUACUUCGGUUGUCUGUCGGCCUUGGUCUACCAGCACGCCAUCACGCCUCUGGCCCUGCCCUGCAAGCUGCUCAUCCCCACCGCAGAUCUUGUUGAGGAAGAGCCCGACGUUGUGCAAAGCAACCCGCCGGCUGACCGACUGAAACAAGGAGCAGUGCACAGGGCCCCGGCCGAGUCCCACGCGUGCAACGUGCUCUACAUCAACUCGGUGGACAUGGAGUCGCUGACGGGCCCCCAGGCCAUCGCCAAGGCCAUAUCAGAGACUCUGGCCGCCGCUUGUCCGUCCGCCGCCACCGUUGUGCACUUCAAGGUGUCCUCGCAAGGCAUCACCUUGACUGACAACCAGAGGAAGGUUUUCUUCCGGCGCCACUACCCCUGCAACACCGUCACCUUCUGCGAUAUUGAUCCUCAGGACAGAAAGUGGAAGAGGCCAGAAGGGGGCGCAGCCAAGUUAUUUGGUUUUGUGGCGCGUAAGCAGGGGAGCACUACGGACAACGUCAGCCACCUCUUCGCCGAGAUGGACCCCCAGCAGCCCGCCAGCGCCAUCGUCAACUUUGUCACCAGGAUGGUGACUUUGCAAAAGCGAUGAGCACCUUCAAGCAAACCUGGCACUCCCCCACCCAACUGCGCCCCUCCCACACAAAUGGCCUUUGCUCACUUCUUGCCCUCCGUUGACCGACAGACGGGCGGACGCUUCAUUUCGCAUUUGCGUGGCUGUGCGUGCGUGCAUCUUGCUUGCACUUUUCUUUUGGGACGGACUCCAGAGUGGACCUGCGGAAGUGCGGAAAGGGGCGGAGCCGGACGGGACAACGG
This is a messenger RNA of Hippocampus comes (tiger tail seahorse), 2480 nucleotides long. RefSeq names its product tensin-1-like. The annotation marks the transcript as partial. The record is from RefSeq and is a predicted model, not a curated record. Gene Ontology annotation, biological process: fibroblast migration. Lineage: Eukaryota; Metazoa; Chordata; Actinopteri; Syngnathiformes; Syngnathidae. Gene Ontology annotation, molecular function: protein binding. The transcript is spliced from 14 exons. Gene Ontology annotation, cellular component: focal adhesion.